CGCCAGAAUGGAGAGAUGUCCCACCCUCCAACAUCCAAGCGUUCAAGCAGUAUCGGCAAUCCAGUCCAGAUGCAUGAACCCGAUCCUCCGCCCUCGCCUAUAAAAACCCCUGAAGAUCAACAGCUCUCGCAGCAGAGUGGAACAAGUGGCACUUACUCUUCCCCGCAAAGAGACAGCAGCAGAAGAGGGGAAAGCCAAGUUAAGAUGGCUCUGUACCUUUCCUCCUCCUCCUCCUCCCCGAAUUCCCCUGCUGCUACUGCUCUCACCAUUCUCUCCCUCUCCCCCGAUCCCUCCCCUGCUGCUGUGACCAUGUACAAUUCUCCCUCCCCCAAUUCCUCCUCCUCUUCUGCUGCUGUCACUGUUGUAUCCAGAUGCACCGUGUGUCCUGACACCGAGUCCACUCUCGGAGGUCUCAAGCUCUCCGUGUCCGACCUCCCCAUGCUCUCCUGCCACUACAUCCAGAAAGGCCUCUUCUUCCCCAGGCCCCCAAUCCCCUUCGCUCCCCUCCUCUCCCUCCUCAAAUCCUCUCUCUCUCGCGCCCUCUCCCUCUUCCCCGCCCUCGCCGGCCGCCUCUCCACCCUCCCCGACGGUCGCAUCGUCAUCUCCUGCAACGACGCCGGUGCUGACUUCUCCCACGCUGUCGCCUCAUCCCUCACCCUUCCCCUCCUCCUUCCCACCUCAUCCGAUGUCCCGCUGCCCGUCAAGUCGUUCUUCCCCUUUGACGGCGCCGUCAGCUACCAGGGCCACUUCCGGCCUCUCGCCGCCUUCCAGGUUACCGAGCUCGGCGAUGGCGCCGUCUUCAUCGGCUGCGUCGUCAACCAUGCCAUCCUCGAUGGCACCUCCUUCUGGAACUUCUUCAACACAUGGGCCGAGCUCUGCCGCGGCGCCGCCCCCCAGCCGCCAGACUUCCGCCGGAACUUCUUCGGCGACUCCACAGCGGUGCUCCGGUUCGCGGACGGCGCCGGCCCGAAGGUGACUUUCCCGGUGAAUGCUCCGCUCCGGGAGCGAAUCUUCCACUUCAGCCGGGAAGCAAUCCGAGAUCUCAAAUCGAGGGCCAACGGCCGGACCCAUGAUUCGAUCGCCGAAAUAUAUGGGAAGCAGAUCCACGACCCGAAGAAAGCGACGACAGCGGCCGCGGCGGCGGAGGAGCAGAUCUCGUCCUUCCAAUCGCUGUGCGCCCAGCUGUGGCGUGCGGUGACGCGGGCUCGGAAGCACCUCCGACCGGAGGCGACGACGACGUUCCGGAUGGCGGUGAACUGCCGGCACCGGGUGGUGCCACGGGUGGAUCCGUCGUACUUCGGGAACGCGAUCCAGAGCAUCCCAACGACGGCGGCGGUGGGGGAGGUGUCGGCGCGCGAGCUGCGGUGGACAGCGGGGCUGCUGCACCAGAACGUGGUGGCGCACAGAGACGAGACGGUGCGGCGGAUGGUGGCUGAGUGGGAGGCGACGCCGCGGUGCUUCCCGCUGGGGAACCCGGACGGGGCCGGGAUCACGAUGGGGAGUUCCCACCGAUUCCCCGUGUACGAGGGGAACGACUUCGGGUGGGGGCUGCCUCUGGCGGUGCGGAGCGGGCGGGCGAACAAGUUCGACGGCAAGAUUUCGGCGUUCCCAGGGAGGGAGGGAGGAGGAAGCGUGGACCUCGAGGUUUGCCUCGCCCCGGACACCAUGGCGGCGCUCCUCCAAGACGACGAGUUCAUGCAUUACGUCUCCCAAGACUACUCCGCGCUGUAAUUCAUGUUGGAUGGCCCUGACGUUCUGCUAAUUUGCCCGCCCAAGGAGACAGGGCAUGGAAGCAAAAGUAGACAUGUUGGGACUUCCGAAUCCGUCCCGGACGGGAUUCAGAAUCCUGGCGCUGUAGCCGUUUAAUCAUUAAAAGUUGUAGCAUUUUCUCCUCAAUGAUUGAAAAGGAAAAAC
Messenger RNA from Elaeis guineensis (African oil palm), 1914 nucleotides. Lineage: Eukaryota; Viridiplantae; Streptophyta; Magnoliopsida; Arecales; Arecaceae. The record is from RefSeq and is a predicted model, not a curated record.